Messenger RNA from Durusdinium trenchii, 1630 nucleotides. The record is from the annotation of a GenBank genome assembly. Lineage: Eukaryota; Dinophyceae; Suessiales; Symbiodiniaceae.
GAGCACGGGUUUGUGACCCGCGGCUCCGCCGGGUUGCUGUGACUUUUUGCAAUGGAAGACGCAGCACUCGCCAGUGAUGGAACGUAUUACCAGAUUCUGGGCGUAGCGCCUGAUGCCAAUGGCGAGGAAAUCAAGCUGCAGUAUCGGAAGCUGGCUUUGAAGCUGCAUCCGGACAAGAAUCAGCAGGACCCGAAUGCCAAAGAGAAGUUCCAAAGCCUUCAGGAAGCUUAUGAGGUCCUCUCGGAUCCUGAUCGGCGGAGUGCGUAUGACCAGAACAGCGACUUCAUCAUGAAAGCCUUUGCAGAGUCCGCUGGUGGGGAGGAGCAGGAAUCCUUCCUGGCGGUGCCGUCCUCCAGGACUUUCUGGUGUCUUUUGGUCGAAGCGUGUAUCAGUGACGAUGCAAAAUCCUUAUCACAGUUGGCAUCGCAGCUGGAGGAUGAGAUUUGGGUGGAGCUGGCAGGAGGUGGGGUCUGUGGCUUCACGCUGCUGCACUUUGCCGCCUUCGCGGGGAAGAGCAAGGCCUGUCAGACGCUGAUCGACUUGGGGGUCAACAUUAACGCCAAGACCCAGCCGCUUUGUGUGACUCCCUCUCAGCAAUUCUGCCGCCCCACGCCCUUGGACCUCACGAUCUUCGUGGCCAACAAGCGUGCGAGGGAACAGGUCCAACGUGUCCUACAAGCAGCAGAUGCCAGCUACGGUGGUGUGAAGAUGGAGAGCCUGGACAAGCUAUGGCUCGGCUUGAUCAAGCAUCAACUUUUGCUCAUCAAGGACGAGGUGGUAAAAUACAACAGCAAGAUUCCUUCAGCUUUGCGGCGGGUGCUCCGGACCGAGCCACGGUGGCGGGAGAUUGUGAACUUCCCAGGCGAGGAUGCAGCUACAAUGGAAAGAAAGCGUUUAAGAAAAGCCUUCACUGUUUGGAGGCGCAAGUUGCUGUGGGUCCUGGUGGGUGACGCCUCGAUGGUUUGGAAACACCGGCUGGCCGUGGUUGCGUGGAACUUCUUCCUUUUCCUGAUCAGCUGGUGGCUCUUUGGUUUUCAGACCUUCGAGCUACUUCAGGCCAUCCUGGUCUCGAUGGUCCUCAUGGCUUCGAGCAGUUUGCCACGGCAGAUGGAGGCUGCAGAGCUUUGGCAGCGGCUUCCCUCCCAGGCAGAUCUUCAAAGCAGACUACCCAGCGAGCAGCUGAUGGAACAGCAGCUAGCCAAGGCUUGGCAGAAGCUCCACACAGCCAGCAUCAUGGUGGAGGAGUUGCUCCUGGCAGCACCAGAUGAGAUCCAAAAGCUCCGAGCGAUGGGUGUCCAGAGCUAUGCCCAAGACGCUAAGGCACGCUUCGAUGUUUGGCAAGCCAUCGAAGAGCCGGAAGAGGCUGUCGAAGAGCUCGAGGAGGAGGAACCCAACGCCAAGGAUGAGCAGCGGAGGAAGAAGUCUGCCGCUAUCGCCAGCAAGAUCAAAGGCAUCAAAGCGGGUGAAGCGGUGGCCAACUCCGACGCUCUCCGGCGGAACAAGGGCCGGCGCCGGCACGUGAAGUGAGACUGCUGCCAGUUCAGUGCCUUUCACCGCUUGUCCGGUUUCAAGAAAGACCUGAGAGUCCCCAUUCUGACACAGAUACCGGCACCCGAUAAAUGUUUGGGCG